Pleurotus ostreatus (oyster mushroom) is the source of this 1200-nucleotide messenger RNA. RefSeq lists its product as uncharacterized. Bases 1 to 1200 code for a protein of 399 amino acids. Lineage: Eukaryota; Fungi; Basidiomycota; Agaricomycetes; Agaricales; Pleurotaceae. The record is from RefSeq and is a predicted model, not a curated record. The transcript has 2 exons.
AUGUAUCCCAACGCUGUGCGAAUUGAAGAAUACAACAAAAUCUUCGAUUUUCUGGAUGCCCAGUCUCUCUUUCGCCUCGAGCCAGAUCCCAGGCAAUGGAAAUUUCUGCCAGCGGAUGUUCUCUACCAAUCCUUUGUUCUGCAGGCCGAAUUUUGGUGUUCCACACCUUAUGUCCUCGCCGUCGUCCUAAGGAACGAACCCAUGGAGCGCUUAUAUCUUGUCAGACGGCUGGCUAUCUCCUUCGACGGCUGCGACGCACCAAUUAACCAUUCGCCUUACCUUGACUGGCUCCUCAACAACCUUCCGAACCUCGAAUCCGUCCAAUUUCGGGACUCAACACGCUCGUUUGCAGACGAUUACUUGACAUUCUUUCACGGAAAACUUCCCGAGCCUAUCAUGUCCGACCACAACGCUCAUUGCCGACGGGCCUCGCUCAAGGAACUAAUUUGGAAGAGCUCGAUUCGCAUGAUGGAUUCGUUCGUUCGGUUCCUGCAUACUCAACCAGAGAUAACCCGUCUGGAAUUCAACAGUCUCUACCCACCCUCCGCGGACAUUACCUUUCACCCAGGUGCUCUCCCGAACCUCCAAGUCUUGCACUGUACAUCGUGUUUCAGCACUCUGCUCUUGCCUGGCCGCCCUAUCUCGCAUCUGCAGGUUUCAAUGUCCUUGCUUGCGAACAGCGACACUGCUUUGUUCCCUUCAUGUGAUGAUACGGACUCGGUCCAAGUUCUAUCUGUUGGCCUGGACCAGUAUUCUAUUGAUGUUUUCUACGAGUUUAUCUCCCACUUCAGGAACCUGAAGACUCUCACAGUAGUUGCUCCUCACAUCCUCAACCUAGAAAGGGUCUACCGUUUGAUCGCCGUGAUCUCAAUCGCCUCGCCUAACAUCGAAUUUAUCCGCCUCUGUGGUCCCCUUGUCCCGCAAACAUCCUUCCCUUCGCUCCGCAUCUUCGGCCCCCUAGACUCCCUCCUCGCCUUCGAAUACCUCUUCGAUGAGUCCAGGGGCAUUUUCUGCCGCGUGUUCCGCGGUAACGUCUUCCACGAGCCGCCCCCGAUCUUCGUGAAGUGGACAUGCGGGUUGCAUAAUGAGUGGCUUGGGAACUGGAAGACUGAUGCGCAGCAGGUGGAGGUGGAUGCCAGGCAUUUUGCAGAUGUCGGGUCUGCUGCGCGCGGGUGCGCUGGUGCGCCCUCGGUGUUUUGA